Molecule: messenger RNA, 2442 nt
Organism: Dictyostelium purpureum
Lineage: Eukaryota; Evosea; Eumycetozoa; Dictyosteliales; Dictyosteliaceae
Exons: 6
Coding region: 1-2442 (813 amino acids)
Cellular component (GO): nuclear pore
Source: RefSeq, a predicted model, not a curated record
AUGAAAAAAUUUACCCCAGUAACACCCCAAUUAAAUCUAAGUUCUUCACUUUGCAUUCCAGGUACUAAAAUAAACUAUAAAUUAUUAACUAAAAAUAGAACUUUUUUAAAAAAUACUCCAAACUCAACUCCAACUUAUAUUUGGAAUCCAAAAGUUGGAAAUACAUCCAUUGUUGAUGUCAAUUCUAAAGGUGUUAUUGGUAAUAAUAAUUGUGCUGGAUCUGUUGUCAUUGUUCAAGAACCAGACCAAAUUGUUUUUUCAUCAUCUCAAGUAGAGGUCGAAGUUGGUAAAAAAUUAGUACUCUCAACUAAAUUAUUAUCAAAGCAUUUACCAAAAGGAGUUCAUUUCGAAUCUUGCUCAAUUAAUAAUUUAGAAUGGAAAGUUAAAGAUGAUUCCAUUUUCAAAAUUUUACCACAUGAAAAGGUCGACCAACAAAAGAUAUCAAGUGACAUAUGUUCAUCUCGUGAAUUUUUGGCUCUAAAAGAAGGCUCAACUGUUAUUUCAGUUCAAUACAAUGGAAUGAGAGAAGAAAUUCGUAUUUUUGCUUCUCCACCAGCUGAUCAAAUGGAAGUUUUAUUAAGUUUAGAUUCAUCUGCCGAGGUUUCUUUCUGUGGUGGUAAAGAGACAUGGCAUUUAGAACCAAAGAUUUAUUCCAAAACUAUCUCAUCAGAUAAUAAAGAACAAAACUCACUCUCAAUCACUCCAGGUGAUAAUAAUUCAUUCAAAGUCACUUGUCAAAAACAAUCAAAUGAUCCACAAAAUGUUAUUGUGACUAUUAGAAACAAAAAGAGUAUUAGCAGCCCAUUACCAGAAGCCCAUUCAAUUAAAAUUCCAUUCUUUUGCCGUCAACCAUCAUAUGUUCAUAUUCAAUUUAUAAAAUUACCAAAUGAAGAAGAAGGUAAACAAAUUAUUCAAUCAUCGAAUCCAAUACAUCAAGAUUCUAUUUUAUCAUUGAAAAAACAAAAAUCAGGUGAAAUCAGUCGUUUAAAUAUUCAUAAUAAUAGUGAUUUACCAUUUAUUGCUAUGAAUUCUAUUGCUAAAUAUGUAAAAGGUAGUACCAAUUAUCCAAUUAUAUUUGCAGGUUCCAUCUUUAUUGCCGCCUUUGCUAUUGGUCUUUAUUUCUUCACUUUGCAUUCCAGGUACUAUAAAUUAUUAACUAAAAAUAGAACUUUUUUAAAAAAUACUCCAAACUCAACUUAUAUUUGGUCAUCAAGUAAUCCAAAAGUUGGAAAUACAUCCAUUGUUGAUGUCAAUUCUAAGGGUGUUAUUGCUAAUAAUAAUUUUGCUAGAUCUGUUGUCAAUGUUCAAGAACCAGACCAAAUUGUUUUUUCAUCAUCUCAAGUAGAGGUCGAAGUUGGUAAAAAAUUAGUACUCUCAACUAAAUUAUUAUCAAAGCAUUUACCAAAAGGAGUUCAUUUCGAAUCUUGCUCAAUUAAUAAUUUAGAAUGGAAAGUUAAAGAUGAUUCCAUUUUCAAAAUUUUACCACAUGAAAAGGUCGACCAACAAAAGAUAUCAAGUGACAUAUGUUCAUCUCGUGAAUUUUUGGCUCUAAAAGAAGGCUCAACUGUUAUUUCAGUUCAAUACAAUGGAAUGAGAGAAGAAAUUCGUAUUUUUGCUUCUCCACCAGCUGAUCAAAUAGAGUUUUUAUUAAGUUUAGGUUCAUCGGCCGAGGUUUCUUUCUGUGGUGGUAAAGAGACAUGGCUUUUACAACCAAAGAUUUAUUCCAAAUUUAUUUCAUCAGAUAAUAAAGAACAAAACUCACUCUCAAUCACUCCAGGUGAUAAUAAUUCAUUCAAAGUCACUUGUCAAAAACAAUCAAAUGAUCCACAAAAUGUUAUUGUGACUAUUAGAAACAAAAAGAGUAUUAGCAGCCCAUUACCAGAAGCCCAUUCAAUUAAAAUUCCAUUCUUUUGCCGUCAACCAUCAUAUGUUCAUAUUCAAUUUAUAAAAUUACCAACUGAAGAAGAAGGUAAACAAAAAUCACGUGAAAUCAGUCGUUUAAAUAUUCAUAGUAAUAGUUAUUUACCAUUUAUUGCUAUGAAUUCUAUUGCUAAAUAUGAAAAAGGUAGUACCAAUUAUCCAAUUAUAGUUGCAGAUUCCAUCUUUAUUGCCGCCUUUGCUAUUGGUCUUUAUGUAUAUAAAAAACAUAUGUUUAUUUUUAUAUCAAAUUUAUCACAAAUAUCAACCUCUUUAUUAGAAUCAUUCCGAUCUCUAUUUCCAUACUCUUUAGUAUCACCAAAUAGUUCACUAUUUAAUUAUAUAUCAAAUCCAAAUUUAUCACAAAUAUCAUCCUCUUUAUUAAAAUCAUUCCGAUUUCUAUUUCCAUACUCUUCUUUAGUAUCACCAAAUAGUUCACUACAAAAUUCAAAUCAAUUACAAGUUCAUGUAAUAAUUCAAAAAGUGUUAAUGGAUGUACCUUUCAGCUCUUAUUAUAGACACUAG